AAGGUUGGGGUCUCCAAGCUGGAGACCAUCGAUACUGGCCUCUAUGACCCUGAUGCUGGACUCAGUGAUGAAGAGAGAGCAAGAAUAGCUCUCGUCCGAAAACUCGACUUCAAACUCAUCCCAUGGGUCAGUAUCGCCGCUCCUCGCAAACGUCAUCCGUGGCUCAUCCGAACAACANNGCUCUCCUUCCUAUACCUCAUCUCCUUCCUCGAUCGAACAAACAUCGGAAAUGCCAAAGUAGAUGGUCUGGCCAAGGACCUGCACCUUACACCAGGCCAAUACAACGCAACACUUUCCAUCUUCUUCGUCUCCUACUCGGUCUUUGAGCCCUUGACAAACGUCCUGCUCAAGAAAUGGCGACCCUCCGUCUUUCUUCCCGUCAUCAUGACACUUUGGGGAAUUGUGAUGGUUACGAUGGGCCUUUGUCAUAAUUUCAGUGGCCUCGCAGCCGCACGCUGGUGGCUAGGCUUCGCUGAAGCAGGUUUGUUCCCUGGACGUAAGGAACUCGGUAUUAGAGCAGCAAUCUUCUUCUCCGCAGCAGCUUUGGCUGGUAGUUUUGGUGGUCUCCUGGCAGCAGGUAUCGCUCAGAUGAAGGGUGUUGGUGGCAAGCCUGGCUGGGUAAGAUACGCGGACUCUACAUACUCUCAAGUAAUACUAAUUCUUCAAACANNGGCUUGGAUUUUCAUCCUUGAAGGCUUGGUUACUGUGGUUGUUGGAAUUGUUUCGUACUGGAUGGUCCAUGACUUCCCUGACGAGGCUACGUUCUUGUCUGUCGACGAUCGUGCCAGAGUCAUCAGAAGACUCAAGGAAGACCAGCAAGCAAGUGCCGAGCACGAGAGUGUCACUGACUGGAAGACAUGGUGCUUCGCGGUCAUUUAUAUGGGAGCCGAUGGCGCGCUCUACGCCUUCUCACUGUUCUUGCCCACCAUCAUUAAUGCACUUGGAUACAGCGGCACCACAGCAAACCUGCUAUCCGUCCCUCCAUAUGCUUGUGCUGCCGUCUUCACAGUCUUCAUUGGCUGGCUGGCCGACAGAACGCAGAAGAGAGGUCUCAUCAACGUCUGCGUCUCUCUUCUUGGCAUCACAGGCUUCUGCAUGCUCAUCGGAUCUCAAAACCCCAAUGUCAAAUACGCCGGCACCUUCCUCGGUGCUCUGGGCAUCUACCCUAACAGCGUCACAUGGUGUUCGAACAACGUCGAAGGCGCCUACAAGAGAGGUGUGACCAUCGGUAUCGUCAUCGGAUGGGGUAACCUUCAGGGCGUCGUGUCCUCAAACAUUUAUCGCGCCAAGGACAAGCCAAAAUACUACGUCGGUCAUGGAGUAGUAUUGGCGUACUUGUCGCUCUUCUUGUUCUGCGGAAGUUUGAUGACACACCUUUUGCUGAAAGCCGAGAACAAGAAGAGGCAAGCCGGCAAGCGCGACCACUGGAUCGAGGGCAAGGACGAAUCCGAGAUCAGAAUGCUGGGAGACAAGAGACCGGACUUCCUCUACGUCACC
Aureobasidium uvarum is the source of this 1497-nucleotide messenger RNA. The record is from the annotation of a GenBank genome assembly. NCBI's taxonomy places the organism in Eukaryota, Fungi, Ascomycota, Dothideomycetes, Dothideales, Saccotheciaceae.